This is a messenger RNA of Drosophila santomea, 1286 nucleotides long. RefSeq lists its product as uncharacterized. The transcript has 3 exons. The record is from RefSeq and is a predicted model, not a curated record. The coding region runs from base 122 to 1090 and encodes 322 amino acids. NCBI's taxonomy places the organism in Eukaryota, Metazoa, Arthropoda, Insecta, Diptera, Drosophilidae. Gene Ontology annotation, molecular function: oxidoreductase activity, acting on the aldehyde or oxo group of donors, NAD or NADP as acceptor.
GGUAUCAGAUAGUCGAGGUUUUUGAAAGGGAACGAACAUAACAGGCUUUUUAAAAUCAGUUAAGUUUACCUCCUAAUAUUUAAAUCUAUAUAGUUUCUAAAUUUUAGGAGUUUAUAGUUUAAUGAUGUACAACAGCAGACCCACGACUAUUAGCCUUGAGGAAGCAGUUCAAUAUAUUUAUCAGUAUCCUCUGCUUCCGACUCCACUGAUUGAUUAUGGAUUUAUCCACAAUCUGGUUUGCAAGAAACCUCGGGAUGUCAGUGUACCAUUGAUCCUAGAAAUUGAGUCGGAAUUCAAGUCCAAGGAUAGUGCUCCUGAGAAGCCAAAGAAGGUGCCCAGGCUGUCAUACCAUUCCCGAUCGAGUUCUAUGAGUGAAGAUGAACCGGAACCGGAAGUGCAAAUUAAAUACCGAUGGAACUCGCCGCGGCUGAUGAUUCUCUGCGAAGAUGGAGACAUCAAUUGCGCUGUGCACUAUCUGGUUGAGUCCCUACACGAUCCUUUUGCCUGCAAUGCGGUGGCCACUCUUUUCUUGCAGGAAUCCAUUCUGGAGGAGUUCGUGGAUCGAAUGGAGGAUCGCAUGGAACCGUUGAGCGCGGUUAUCUCUGAGCAUCCGGUUUAUGUAAAGACACUGGAGCGACUUAAUCAGUUACAGGCGGAAACAAUAGUGGGAAAUCCUAAGACGGUUCCUGGUAAUGCUAGUCCCCUGCUGGUUUACGACCUGACCCAUCGUUACUUGGCCGAUGGACCCACUGGUGUCAUAACCCUGCACACCUUUCGCACCAUGAAGGAUGUCGUUGAGCUGCAGGCUAAGGAGCCACUUACUUUUACCUCCGUCUGCAUUUGGAACGAAAAACUGGCAGCCGCCUACGAACUGGUGGCCCGAUUCAGUCCGCUGAUCUUUACGAUUAAUUGUUACUACGUAAAUCUAAACGAAAUCAGCCUGCCCUUCAUUUGCAACUUUAACUCCGCAAAGAUCAUCGACGGCUACCACUACGAGUCGUUGACCUUUCAGGGAAAGCGCAAAGUGGUUGUCCAUCCCGUUGGCACCAUCUGGGCAAAGUUGUACCGCGACUCACUCGUCCGGUACUGAUCUCUCCCAUUGGGGAAUUUAAAUUAUUAGUGAUUGAUAUUGAUAUGGGGGCACUGACUAAUUGACUUUCUGGUUGGGCAACUAAAUCAUCUAUUUAAUUGCUUCCAAACGUUUUACGGGGAAACUUAACAGGCCUUUGCCCGAGCAUGAAAUGAGUAACUGUAGUGCGAUAUUAAAAAUUCUUUCUACGAAAUAA